Messenger RNA from Staurois parvus, 564 nucleotides. The record is from the annotation of a GenBank genome assembly. Lineage: Eukaryota; Metazoa; Chordata; Amphibia; Anura; Ranidae.
UCACUCUGGAGGGGAGGAGCCGGUAACCUGUGCAAGACUGGAGGGGAGGAGCCAGUACACCGUGCAAGACUGAAGGGGAGGAGCCGGUACACCUGUGCAAGACUGAAGGGGAGGAGCCGCUACACCUGUGCAAGACUGAAGGGGAGGAGCCGGUACACCUGUGCAAGACUGAAGGGGAGGAGCCGGUACACCUGUGCAAGACUGAAGGGGAGGAGCCGCUACACCUGUGCAAGACUGAAGGGGAGGAGCCGGUACACCUGUGCAAGACUGAAGGGGAGGAGCCGGUACACCUGUGCAAGACUGAAGGGGAGGAGCCGAUACACCUGUGCAAGACUGAAGGGGAGGAGCCGAUACACCUGUGCAGGACUGAAGGGGAGGAGCCAGUACACCUGUGCAAGACUGAAGGGGAGGAGUCGGUACACCUGUGCAAGACUGAAGGGGAGAAGCUGGUACACCUGUGCAAAACUGGAGGGGAGGAGCCGGUACACCUGGGCAAGACUGAAGGGGAGGAGCCGGUACACCUGUGCAAGACUGAAGGGGAGGAGCCGGUACACCUGUGCAAGA